Meloidogyne enterolobii is the source of this 202-nucleotide messenger RNA. NCBI's taxonomy places the organism in Eukaryota, Metazoa, Nematoda, Chromadorea, Rhabditida, Meloidogynidae. The record is from the annotation of a GenBank genome assembly.
AAUGAGCAACACAACAUGGAUAUUUAAUUUCUUCAAUACACUUUCCCAAUCUGUAAUUCCCCCAAAUAUAAUUGCUUUAUUAAUUGUUGUACCUUCAACCAUUCUUUACUUGACUGAAUUAGGAGUGAUUUUUCGUUUCAAAAAAGUUUUCAAAUCUUCAUUUUUCAAACUUUUUGCUGCUAGAACUAUAUCGGUUAAUUAA